AUGCCUCACUCUGGACCAAUUCGCACCGCUCUGAAAGUAGACUUGGAGAAGCCAGCUAAGGAUCAGGAGUACCUCCAUAAUCGAUGGCACCCGGACGUCCCGUUCUGCGGCACCAUUAAGAAUGGCGAGACGGUCAAGAUCGAAUGCCUAGACUGGACUGGCGGACAGAUCAAAAAUAACGACAGUGCUGACGAUGUCAAAAAUGUGGAUCUGACCCAAGUUCACUACCUCUCUGGCCCCUUUGAAGUUGAAGAUGCUGAGCCAGGUGAUGUCCUACUUAUCGAGAUUCAAGAUGUCCAGCCGUUCGAGCACGAGCCCUGGGGCUUCACGGGCAUUUUCCACAAAGACAAUGGUGGCGGGUUUCUCGAUGAGCACUACCCGGAAGCUGCAAAGGCUAUCUGGGACUUCCAAGGCAUCUUCUGCACCUCUCGUCACAUUCCGGGCGUCAGGUUCGCUGGCUUGAUUCAUCCUGGCAUUCUCGGCUGUGCUCCUUCGCACGAGAUUUUGGCCGAGUGGAACAAGCGCGAGGCAGAGCUCAUCAGCACCACCUCCCUCAAGCGUGUGGUCGCACAGCCUCCCGAGCCUCAGAGCGUACAUGCUGGCAAAGGCGGCGCGGAUAUCAAGGAGAAAGUAGGUAGGGAAGGUGCGCGGACCAUCCCUGGCCGCCCCGAGCACGGUGGCAACUGCGAUAUCAAGAACCUCUCCCGCGGCAGCAAAGUGUACCUUCCCGUGCACGUCAAAGGCGCGAAGUUCAGCGUCGGCGAUCUGCACUUCUCGCAAGGUGACGGCGAGAUCUCCUUCUGCGGCGCCAUCGAGAUUGCCGGCGUCAUCACCAUCAAGUUCGACGUGAUCAAGAACGGCCAGGCCAAGCUGGGAAUGGUGGGCGGCAAAUCCCCCAUCUACAUCCCUGGCCCAGUGCAGCCGCAAUUCAGCCCCGGGCGCAUGCUGUACUUCGAAGGCUUCUCCGUCGACGAGCACGGCAAGCAGCACUACAUGGACGCCACCGUCGCGUACCGCCAGUCCUGCCUGCGCGUGAUCGAGUACCUCCGCCGCUUCGGCUACGACGACUACCAGAUCUACCUGAUGCUGUCGUGUAUCCCCAUCGAAGGCCACAUCGCCGGGAUCGUUGACAUCCCCAAUGCCUGCACCACCAUCGGCCUGCCCAUGGAUAUCUUCGAAUUCGAUAUCAGUCCUGGCGCCGAUGUCAAGAAGCUCGAAUUGGGGAGCUGUGCCAAGUAG
This is a messenger RNA of Cyphellophora europaea CBS 101466, 1239 nucleotides long. RefSeq lists its product as uncharacterized. The transcript is spliced from 4 exons. Gene Ontology annotation, molecular function: hydrolase activity, acting on carbon-nitrogen (but not peptide) bonds, in linear amides. The coding region runs from base 1 to 1239 and encodes 412 amino acids. The record is from RefSeq and is a predicted model, not a curated record. NCBI's taxonomy places the organism in Eukaryota, Fungi, Ascomycota, Eurotiomycetes, Chaetothyriales, Cyphellophoraceae.